CAAAAUUUGAAAGGGCAUAUGCUCUUUCAUGGAUCCCUGUUGGUUCCUCUAUAUCCACAUGUUCCUCCCCACACAGCAAACAACAAGACUACUGAUUCACUGAAACCUUUACCAAAACAUAACCAUUGAUUCAUCCCAAUAUAGAACUCAAGAAGAAAAGAAGAAAUGGCUUCAGCAACCACAAGAGCUUCCUUCACAUUCACACCUAAUUCACUCACGCAACCAUCCUCUCCAAAACCCAAACCCCACCUCACAUUCCCACCUCUUCACCUCAAAUCUCACUCACUUUCCUCCUUUUACAGAAACCCAAUUAAAAUCCAAUCACUCAGCUCACUUCCAAAGUCCAUUGAUGUCUCCAAAGAAGACAAGCCCAUCUCAGAACAACCCACUUCAGAACCCGAGCAGCGGGAGGAGGAGGAAGGGGAGAAAUUUGACAAGAGGAGGCUUGAGGAGAAGUUUGCUGUGUUGAAUACUGGGAUUUAUGAGUGUAGGUCAUGUGGGUUCAAGUAUAAUGAGGCUGCUGGGGAUCCUUCUUAUCCCAUUCCUCCAGGUUUGCCGUUUGAUCAGCUGCCGGCGGACUGGAGGUGUCCGACUUGCGGUGCUGCGAAGAGUUUCUUUGAUAACAAGAGUGUGGAGAUUGCUGGGUUUGCUCAGAAUCAGCAGUAUGGGUUAGGUGGUAAUACUCUUACCUCUGGUCAAAAGGCAUUGCUUAUAUAUGGUGGACUGUUGUUGGGCUUUGUGUUCUUCUUGUCUGGUUAUUUUCUUCAAUAAGUUAAUAUGAGAAAAUUUUGAAGUUAGUAUAUGUGUGUGUGUAUUUAUACAUGUAUAAGAAUUGUACAUCGUUUAGAAUGGAAUUUUUCAUUUUAACAUCGGAGAGGAAUCUUUGAUAACAGUCAAGUAGAGCUGUAGAGGUGUAAGUCAGUCCGGUCGAGUUCAUAAUUUACUUAUUCUAGCUUGGCAUAA
Messenger RNA from Nicotiana attenuata, 963 nucleotides. Its product is annotated as rubredoxin. The transcript has a single exon. Bases 166 to 771 code for a protein of 201 amino acids. Gene Ontology annotation, molecular function: electron transfer activity; iron ion binding. The record is from RefSeq and is a predicted model, not a curated record. Gene Ontology annotation, cellular component: chloroplast. Lineage: Eukaryota; Viridiplantae; Streptophyta; Magnoliopsida; Solanales; Solanaceae. Gene Ontology annotation, biological process: alkane catabolic process.